AGGAAACGAAACUGAUCUGAGUCUCUGUCUCGUCUGUCUGUGUGAGAGUGAACAACCGUCCAAAUGGCUCAACAGGGAGUUCUGCUGGACCAGGACCAGUUCUGUUGUUCUGUCUGUCUGGAUCUACUGAAGGAGCCGGUGGUUAUUCCCUGUGGACACAGUUACUGUAGGAGCUGUAUUGAGGGCUGCUGGGAUCAGGAUGUUCUGAAAGGGGUCUAUAGCUGUCCUCAGUGCAGAGAGACCUUCACUCCAAGGCCUAAUCUGAGGAAAAAUAACAUGUUGGCUGAGCUGGUGGAGAAACUGAGGAAGACAGGACUCCAGGCUGCUCCCCCUCCUGCUCUGUGCUAUGCUGGACCUGGAGAUGUGGCGUGUGAUGUCUGCACAGGGACCAGAAAGCAGAAAGCCCUCAUGUCCUGUCUGGCAUGUCUGGCCUCUUACUGUGAGACUCACCUCCAACCUCACUAUGAAUUUCCUGCUUUGAAGAAGCACAAGCUGGUCAAAGCCACCGCACAACUACAGGAGAAGAUCUGCUCUCAUCAUGACAAACUGCUGGAGGUUUACUGUCGUACCGAUCAGCAGUGUAUCUGUUAUCUGUGUACAAUGGAUGAACAUAAAGGCCAUGAUACAGUGUCAGCUGCAGCAGAGAGGACUGAGAAACAGAGGCAGCUGGGGAUGAGUCAGCAGAAGGUCCAGCAGAGAUUCCAGGAGAGAGAGAAGGAGCUGAAGGAGCUCCAACAGGCUGUGGAGUCUUUCAAGCGCUCUGCACAGUCAGCAGUGGAGGACAGUGAUCAGAUCUUUACUGAGCUGAUCCGCUCCAUUGAGAGAAGGAGCUCUGAGGUGAAGGAGCUGAUCAGAGCCCAAGAGAAGGCUCAAGUGAGUCAAGCUGAAGGACUCCUGGAGCAACUGAAGCAGGAGAUCGCUGAGCUGAGGAAGAGAAGCACUGAGCUGGAGCAGCUCUCACACACAGAGGAUCACAUCCAUUUCCUCCAGAUUCCUGUCAGCUCACACUGGACCCAAACACAGCACACACACACCUCUCUCUGUCUGAAGGGAACAGAAAGUAUCAUUGAUCAGCUUGUUGGCUCGGUCCUAAUUGAUGUGUUCUCUGUCACCUGGAGCUGCAUGGAAAAUGGUCCAGGAACUAAAGGACAAUUCAGGACUAGUCAGCCCACUACAAGCUGGUAUCACUUCCUUUCUACUGAACUAUAUGGUCUGGUUUCCCAGACACAGAUGAAUCCUAGUCCUGGACUAAACAGUAUGUUUAAUGUAGAUGUCCAGGAAACCGGCCCUAAAUGUGUCAUCUUUCAUCCUCCCAUACUGCUCAGUCCAGCAACAUUAAACCUGUCCAGCAGGUGGUGCUGUUGACCAAACAAUAAAACCAGCAGAUAUCUUGACUUGCCACUCAGUAUAUCAGUAAUGUUCAGAAUAGUACUUUAAUAUCAUUGGAGAUUUGAUGGUCUUUUUAAUCCACUAUCCAGAGUCAGGAACAGAUGAAGUUAGGUCUGCUACUGUUCAGUGAUUAAAUAUGAUUUAUGGUGAUGGGAAAUAAUAAAAAACACUCAACUUCA
This is a messenger RNA of Oncorhynchus masou masou (cherry salmon), 1568 nucleotides long. RefSeq names its product E3 ubiquitin-protein ligase TRIM47-like. Gene Ontology annotation, molecular function: zinc ion binding. The record is from RefSeq and is a predicted model, not a curated record. Lineage: Eukaryota; Metazoa; Chordata; Actinopteri; Salmoniformes; Salmonidae. Bases 64 to 1365 code for a protein of 433 amino acids. The transcript has 5 exons.